This is a messenger RNA of Juglans regia (Persian walnut), 2962 nucleotides long. Its product is annotated as calcium-dependent protein kinase 20-like. Gene Ontology annotation, biological process: protein autophosphorylation; peptidyl-serine phosphorylation; intracellular signal transduction. Gene Ontology annotation, cellular component: cytoplasm; nucleus. Lineage: Eukaryota; Viridiplantae; Streptophyta; Magnoliopsida; Fagales; Juglandaceae. Bases 750 to 2687 code for a protein of 645 amino acids. The record is from RefSeq and is a predicted model, not a curated record. The transcript is spliced from 7 exons. Gene Ontology annotation, molecular function: calcium/calmodulin-dependent protein kinase activity; calcium ion binding; ATP binding.
AUAAUACGCUAUCAUUAAUCCUUCGCUUUAAUCCAUGGUUGUCUCUCGUCAAUCUCUCUGUCUCUCUCUCUCUCUCUCUCUGCAUUAGCUAAACAACCUGGACAUGGCGUCUUCUCCAUUUUCGAAUAAAGAAAAUUCCGGGGUAUCGGAUAUUUUGGUCAGCGUAUUCUUCUUCUUCAGAACGACUCUGCCCCCCGCUCUCAAUCUAAAUAGAUCCAUCUCCUGUACUUGUUCUCUUUUUCCUCCAUUUCAUUUCACUCCUUGAACGUGUUUUCUUAUCCCAAACUCCACUUUUGUCGAACUAUUCUUUGAAUUAAUUUAUUGCCCUUUUUCUGUCAUAUCAUUUUGUUGUAAUUAUUCAGACUUAUUUAUUAGAUUUUCUUAGUUUUCGAAUUUUGAGAUCUAAAGACACCUUCCUGACAUUUCAUUUCGUCAUCGAAAGUAAUUCUUCUGAUCAUUGUACAAAUUGUAGUAAUUUUUUUGAAAAUUUCGGUGAUCUACGAGUUUGAUUCCUAUUGAGGAUAGCUUAGGGUACGUUGCAAUUAGGCAUUAGCGUUUCCAAACGUCCGUAAAGGAACGAAAAAAAAGCGUUGUUCGGUAAUGGUUUAUGAAUUUUUCAAGGUCUCUGAUCCGAUCACACAGCUGGAGCUUGAAUGUCUUUACAGCUUAGGGGAUUAAGGAAGAUCAAUUAGGAUGUUGGGGAUUCCAGAGAGGGAUUUAAUAAGGACUUGAGAGGUUGGUAUAUUUUCAUGGGAAACACAUGUGUAGGUCCAAAUCUUGGUGCUAAUGGAUUCUUGCAAUCUGUGUCGGCUGCGGUCUGGCGAACCCAGCCCCCAGAGGACCGGCUUCCCCCACCGAGCGCUGAAGCCAGCCGCAAAACUCCGGCAAGUCCGGAUUCCUCUAGAAGUACCGAGGCCCCGACAGGUCCCGAUACUUCUGCUAAAGGCUCCGAUGCUCCAAUGCCAGUUCAGAGCACGCCACCUGUGAUGGUUAAAAUUGCCAACGAGCAAGCUGAAGCAAAAGAACCUGAAAAACCCGUAAAGCCAGAGGCAGCAGAAAAACCCGUUAAGCAAAACGUACAGGAAAAACCCGUUAAGCCAGAGGUAGCAGAAAAACCCGUUAAGCAAGACGUGCAGGAAAAACCCGUUAAGCAAGGCGUACAGGAAAACCCCGAUAAGCAAGAGGUCAAAGAGAAGGGGAAUAAUGCUGCGGAUGCAGGGAAACCAAAGAAACCCAGUCAUACGAAGAAGGCGUCGAGUGUGGGACUUCAAAUGGAAUCCGUGUUGGGGAGGAAAAGGGAGAAUUUAAAGGAGAAAUACACUUUGGGUCGGAAGCUCGGACAAGGGCAGUUUGGGACAACGUUUCUGUGCUUAGAGAAAGGAACAAAUAAAGAGUUUGCCUGCAAGUCUAUCGCAAAGAGGAAACUGACGACGGAGGAGGAUGUGGAGGAUGUUAGAAGGGAGAUUCAGAUAAUGCACCACUUGGCUGGUCACCCCAAUGUCAUACAAAUUGUGGGUGCUUACGAGGAUGCUGUGGCCGUCCAUGUUGUUAUGGAACUUUGUGCAGGUGGGGAGCUUUUUGAUAGAAUUAUACAGAAGGGCCAUUAUACAGAGAGAAAAGCAGCUGAGCUUGCAAGGAUAAUAGUUGGUGUUGUGGAAGCGUGCCAUUCUUUGGGUGUCAUGCAUCGGGACUUGAAGCCAGAGAAUUUUCUCCUUAUCAACCAGGAAGAGGAGUCGCCACUUAAAACAAUAGACUUUGGGCUUUCGGUGUUCUUUCGGCCAGGUGAAACUUUCACUGAUGUGGUUGGAAGCCCUUAUUAUGUGGCCCCGGAAGUGUUGCGGAAGCAUUAUGGUCAAGAAUGUGAUGUUUGGAGUGCCGGGGUGAUCAUUUACAUCUUACUAAGUGGUGUCCCCCCAUUCUGGGAUGAAACAGAGCAGGGAAUUUUUGAGCAAGUCCUGAAAGGGGAACUUGACUUUAUGUCAGAACCAUGGCCUAGUAUAUCAGAAAGUGCAAAGGAUCUAGUUCGAAGAAUGCUUGUAAGAGAUCCCAAGAAGCGGCUGACAGCCCAUGAAGUUCUUUGUCACCCUUGGGUUCAGGUCGAUGGUGUUGCUCCGGAUAAACCUCUUGAUUCUGCAGUUCUAACUCGCUUGAAGCAAUUCUCUGCCAUGAACAAGUUAAAGAAAAUGGCUAUCAGAGUCAUUGCCGAAAGCUUGUCUGAAGAGGAGAUUGCAGGUCUGAAAGAAAUGUUCAAGAUGAUAGACACGGAUAACAGUGGACAAAUCACCCUUGAGGAACUGAAAAACAGUUUGGAUAGAGUGGGAUGCAUUCUCAAGGAUUCUGAAAUUAAUGGAUUGAUGCAAGCUGCAGAUAUUGACAACAGUGGUACCAUAGGCUAUGGGGAGUUCAUAGCAGCAAUGCUCCAUCUAAAUAAGAUCCAGAGGGAGGAUCAUUUGUAUGCAGCCUUCUCAUACUUCGACAAAGAUGGGAGUGGAUACAUCACUCAAGAUGAACUCCAACAAGCCUGUGAACGGUUUGGCUUAGAAGACACUCAGCUAGAAGAUAUAAUUCGUGAAGUUGACCAGGACAACGAUGGGCGCAUUGAUUAUAACGAGUUUGUGGCAAUGAUGCAAGGCACUCUUGGAAAGAAGGGCUUACAAAAUAACAUAAGCAUCAACCAGCUGCAUUAAUACCUAAUCUUGGAAUGAUAGAGCUACAACAGAAUCGGUAGUCAAUAUUUGAUUCAUCAUAGGGUAACAGAAUUUGAAGUGCAUACAGUUGUAAAGAUUAGUCAGGCAGUCAAGUACUGGGAGAGAUCGAUUGUCGUCUCUGUCCACGUGUAAGUGUGUUCUUGUCAUAUAUGCACAUAUAUAUAUAUAUAUAAUUUAAGUCCGUGUCUACUUGUAUUUAUUUUCACUUUUCUGUUGAUAAUAUCAUAUAUAUUGGAAUGGUUGGAAAAUAUUAA